ACGCAGUCCCUAACGCAUCUACCCUCCCGUAUAAAUUACCUACCCGUGUUCGAUCUGCUCCGCUGAUCAACACGUUUCGAAACCAGAAGGUACCCUUGGUCCGCCUUAUGGUGUCUUCAAAUCGAACCCGCGUCACUGUCGGAGAUGUUCGGGCUGUUCGGGUCGCUCCGGCGGGCAUUCGGCUCUCCGAAAGCUGCCAGGAUUCGCGACGAAAGCAGUGCCCGCCCCGCCGAUCGGACAUCGGACAGAGUGAUCCUUCCAGCGGCUGGUUCGGGUGAACGAUUGGGAGGAUCGACGCCAAAGCAAUACUGCAAAAUACUUGACAAACCACUUUUUCUUUAUGCUCUUGAAGCAUUUGAGAAAAUUUCUUAUAUACGCCGCAUAGCAUUGGUGGUUGAUGAUCCAGGACAUGUGGAGGCACUUCUACAAGAGUCGAACUGUCAUAAAGUUUUGGUCGUGCAAGGUGAAAGCACACGCCAUCGUUCCAUUCGAGCAGGCCUUCAGGCACUAACAAAACAAGAGUGCGAUCUUCGCAUUGUGAUAGUCCAUGAUGCUGUUCGACCAAUUGUACCAGAAGAUUUGAUUGAGCUGCUGGUUAAAGCUGCCGAUGAGACUGGAGCAGCAGGGUCUGUUUGCCCCCUCGUUUCAACUGUUUUAAGUGCUGAAAGUGAUGGCUCACUCAAAACAGCUCUUGAUAGAAAAUCUCAUCUUGCAAGUGAAACACCCCAAGCUUUCCAGACAAAUGUAUUGGUUUCAUCCUACAAUAAGUGCUCAGAAGAGGAUUUAGAUUGCGGGACUGAAUGUUUGCAACUUGCUCUGACCUAUGGUGGGAUUCAUGCACGUCUAGUUGAAGGUUCUCCUAAUGACCUAUGGAAGGUAACCAUCAGCCGUGAUUUGUACACUGCAUCGCAAUGUUUAAGAGAGCGCAACAAUUCAGUAUGCAUCAUGGGUACUGUUGACUGUGAACCAGCAAGAUUGCUGGCUCAGAGUUUGAUGUCAUGUGUCAAGACAGUGGAACGUGUUGUGAUGAGCAACGAGGAAGACGUACAACGUUCAUCAGGACUUCGAUUCAACAAUGUUGUUUUCUUCCAUACAAAUCAGAUUGAUAUGGAAAGAUCAUUGUUGAACUUUGCUGCUCUAUUUGAUCUCGACAAUCAGGGCUUGAUUAUUCAUAUCCUGGAGCAAGAGAAUGCUGAGGAAUUACAAAAUAUGAAUGUAUACGAUUUACAAUCAUCUGGACGGAAAAUGGCUCGUCAGUAUCACAAGCUGAAGAAGGGCGUAGUAGUGAUUCAUUGCCUUGAUAAUGAGGCUGACUCUGGCAAUUUAGUACGCCUUGUGACGACACUUAUACAAACUCAUCCAUACUCAAUGACAGGACAAACUUUAUUUUUGUAGAUUUGGGAUGUGGCAAAAAUCAACUGUUCAUUGAAUUAAAAAGAAAGCCCCUCUUGCUUUGAUUUAAAUAUUCACUCACAAUAAUGCAAUAACUCAUUGAGAUGUUUUUAAAGAAAUCUUCAGCUUAAAGCUCAUGAAACAAAAAAAAAUGUUUGUGCAAAGUGUGCCAGGUUUCUUUCAAUAUUUGUGCCACAUUAGAAUAUUUUCCAGCUAGCAAUGUGUUCUAAAUCACUCAAAACUUAUUGUACAUUUUUGUUUUGUUUGUUCCCUACCAAGUAGUCAAAGAAGUGCCUUCUGCUAAAGCUGGAUACAAAACUGAGAAUCUAUCUUGUUAGUUUUUUCUUUUCAGUUAAUGCCUCAGUUAACCAAGAUCAAUUAAAUAUUGAUAUUUUUUCAUUAAUUGUAAGUAGUAUACAUGUGUUGUAGGGUUUGGUGUGAUAAUUAGUUAGUUUUGAAAUAUUUGAACCCUCAUAAGAUAAGUCCAGUGUUAAAGAGGUUCUUUGUGGUCUUCACCUUUCACAAACUUCUUGAAAAAGGAAACAAAGAGGGAGAAAUUGCAUGAAUUCAAAUCCUAUUUUUCAAUUCUAGCUUACCAAUGGCUGAUAUUUUUUGGCAGCAAUUGGCUUUGAAAAAUUUAAUGUGUUUCUUGCCAUGUAAGGUUUGAUUGUGUUACAACUUGUAUGAAUUCCCACUUUCUUGUGAUAUUAGUAUAGACAGUGUGAUGCAUGUAGUUUUAAGUAGUGUUAGAACUGUCGUGCCUCAAAUUUAUUUAUCUCAAAUGUGCAUUAUGCUUUGAUUUUUAUAAAAUGACAAUUCACUUCCUGAAACGCGUAUGUUUUUAUAAAUGUGUGUUGUGCAUCUUUGGCUCUGAAGAUACAUGCUUGCUACAUCAAUUUGUAUUCAAUAAUUGGAAUUCUGUGUUAUUAGUUUGUAAAAUUAGUUUUGAAGUGAACAAGUGACCAAAACCAAAGCAAAAUGGCGUGGCUUUAGUAGUAACUAAAAUUAGCUGUGUUACGUAGCAAUUUAGAAAAAAAAAACAUUGCUGUCAUAAUUAGAAAUAGCACUUAGGUCUUGAAUAGAACCCAUCUAUUAUGUCAUAGUUCUAAAGAGCAUGAAUAGCAUUCACCAAAGUUGUAGAUCAUUGGAAAAAAUUAAAUUGUUGUACAAGCAA
Thrips palmi is the source of this 2566-nucleotide messenger RNA. RefSeq names its product D-ribitol-5-phosphate cytidylyltransferase-like. Lineage: Eukaryota; Metazoa; Arthropoda; Insecta; Thysanoptera; Thripidae. Gene Ontology annotation, biological process: isoprenoid biosynthetic process; protein O-linked glycosylation via mannose. Gene Ontology annotation, molecular function: D-ribitol-5-phosphate cytidylyltransferase activity. The record is from RefSeq and is a predicted model, not a curated record. The coding region runs from base 145 to 1395 and encodes 416 amino acids. The transcript has 7 exons. Gene Ontology annotation, cellular component: cytosol.